This is a messenger RNA of Bubalus bubalis (water buffalo), 4898 nucleotides long. It is a transcript of the gene SUPT7L, whose product is annotated as SPT7 like, STAGA complex subunit gamma. Gene Ontology annotation, molecular function: protein heterodimerization activity; transcription coactivator activity. The transcript has 6 exons. NCBI's taxonomy places the organism in Eukaryota, Metazoa, Chordata, Mammalia, Artiodactyla, Bovidae. The record is from RefSeq and is a predicted model, not a curated record. Gene Ontology annotation, cellular component: SAGA complex. The coding region runs from base 695 to 2050 and encodes 451 amino acids.
GAAGACGCGCUUCCGGCAGCCUUGAACCGCUGGUGAACACAUCAGCCUUCCGGACCUGAUACGACCUGAUAUUUCAGGCCUCUCGGAGCCCAUCAGCCGCCGAGUUCAGUACCUGCGAAGUGGCAGUCCAUAGUGGAGUCUCCUUGCCUCGGUCCAAGUCCACAUCUCCCUGUGUCUGGGCUGCCCCAGCAUUAGACGACCCCAGGACACUGUGAUUGGCGUCCGAGUCCGCUGAUGAUCCAGGAGAGAUGUGUCAAGAUACUCUGAGAAAUAUUCCAGGUCUCAUUUAAGUGUUUUGCCUUGCAAAUCAUUCAGGAUUGGUAAUAAGUUAGUGGGGUGAGUUGGAAAAUAUGGACACUAUAGCCUAAUAUACUCUUGCAGCUAUUAGUCUACUAAAGACCCAAACUCUACCUUGUGGUUCAGUCCAGUAGGAAUUGUCACAGUGUAUGACUGUGAUAUUAACAGUUAUAUUUCUCUUAAUUUCUUCAGGAAGAACGUCCUUGGUCCAACAGUGUUGCUGACACUGACUUUUUCUAAGUGGUCUUGAACUGCCUAGUUUUUAUGUCAAUACCUGGCUAGACCUCGUAUUCUUCACUACAGAAGCCCUUAACCUGCAGUUGCUAGAGAUUUUAAAACACUGCCUUUAGGAUACCAUCCACAUUUAACUUGGGAGCUCUUCCUUUGUAAUUCCAAAAUGUUGAGAUACUGGGGAGAGAUACCAAUCUCGUCAAGCCAGACCAAUAGAAGUUCUUUUGACUUGCUCCCUCGGGAGUUCCGACUGGUAGAAGUCCAUGACCCGCCUCUGCACCAACCCUCAGCCAACAAGCCCAAGCCCCCCACUAUGCUGGACAUCCCCUCAGAGCCCUGCAGCCUCACCAUCCACACCAUUCAACUGAUCCAGCACAACCGACGUCUGCGUAACCUCAUCGCCACAGCACAGGCCCAGAAUCAGCAACAGACAGAAGGUGUAAAGACUGAAGAGACUGAACCUCUUCCGUCCUGCCCUGGGUCACCUCCUCUUCCUGAUGAUCUCCUUCCUUUAGAUUGUAAGAAUCCCAGUGCACCAUUCCAGGUCCGGCACAGUGACCCAGAGAGUGACUUUUAUCGGGGGAAAGGGGAGCCUGUGACUGAACUCAGCUGGCACUCCUGCCGACAGCUCCUCUACCAGGCAGUGGCCACAAUCCUGGCCCACGCGGGCUUUGAGUGUGCUAACGAGAGCGUCCUGGAGACCCUGACUGAUGUGGCCCACGAGUACUGCCUGAAGUUCACCAAGCUGCUGCGCUUUGUUGUGGAUCGGGAAGCCCGGCUGGGGCAGACUCCUUUCCCUGACGUGAUGGAGCAGGUGUUCCAUGAAGUGGGCAUCGGCAGCGUGCUCUCCCUCCAGAAAUUCUGGCAGCACCGCAUCAAGGACUAUCACAGUUACAUGCUGCAGAUGGCGUUAAGUGCUAUGAACCAGGAGCAAAACAGUGAGACGACACUGCCCUCAAAGGCUGACUAUCCAACUUGCUUUGAACAUUCCUUUGGAAAAUUGACUCUUGCUUGCCAACAGAUUAGUAAGCAGCUCUCUGAAGAGUAUGAGAGGAUCGUCAAUCCUGAGAAGGCCACAGAGGACACGAAGCCUGUCAAGAUCAAGGAGGAACCUGUAAGCGACAUCACCUUCCCUAUCAGUGAAGAACUGGAGGCCGACCUUGCUUCUGGAGACCAGUCACUGCCUAUGGGAGUCCUCGGCACUCAGACCGAGCGCUUCCCAUCUAACCUGGAGGUCGAGGCUUCACCACAGGCUUCAAGUACAGAGGUAAAUGCUUCCCCUCUUUGGAACUUGGCCCACGUGAAAAUGGAGCCUCAAGAGAGUGAAGAAGGCAACGUUUCUGGGCACGGCGUGCUGGGCAGUGAUGUGUUCGAGGAGCCAAUGUCAGGCAUGAGUGAAGCUGGGAUCCCCCAAAGCCCUGAUGACUCAGACAGCAGCUACGGCUCCCACUCCACUGACAGCCUCAUGGGCUCCUCCCCUGUUUUCAACCAGCGCUGCAAAAAGAGGAUGAGGAAAAUAUAAAAGGCAAAGAGGGAGACCUCUUCAGACCUAGAAGACCCAACAGAAACUCUGAUGGAUUCUAAUUUGUUUCCACAAAUAAUGAUUGAACUCUUAAAACACAAUGGGUUUUCCUGAUAUCAGUGGAGCUGGAUUUAACCAAAUAAGUCUACUUUUACCUUCUGCAUCCAGUUUUUGUUUUCCACAACCAAGCCACCUUUCACAGAUAUCACACCGGGAUGGUGAUCCAGAGACCAAAACGGUGUCCCUGACUUGUCUUUACCAUGUGACAAGUGACUUAGCUUCUCUCAAGCUGUUUCUCUUGCACAACCGAGAAGAAUCACACUGGGUCUGGCCUACACUGCAUGAAGAUGAAGAUGCUAUUAAGCUUCACAGCUGUGCUUGAACAGACUCACAUAUAUGCUGAUAUCAGAUGUCAAUUUUUUUCUUUUAACUUGCUUCAUUUUUGGUUCAAGUCAUUGGGAAUCCAAUGGAAAUAGCUAAACAUUGCACAGCUUAUCUAUCAGUACUUUUUUUCGAACUGUUUCUGCUGCCCACAGAAUCUCCUGUGAAAUCACAGCAGUCUGUGAACAGCCUUUUUGCUUAUCCAAAUAGCCCUCUCCUAUCUCAACCAUAUAUUUUUCUUCUUCCUUCUCUAGACUUAGUCCAUGUAUUCCAAUUCUCUUUAUUUCCAGUCAGAUUUUUUUUUAACAUUGGGUUGGCCAAAAAAGUUCAUUCAGGCUUUUCCAUAUGCUAUAGAAAAACCCAAACGAACUUUUUGGGCAACCCAGUAUUUUCAGCAUGUACAUUUUUCAGUUGCUCUUUUCAUUUUCUCCUUUUUGAAUGAUUAAACUGAUGGCUCAUCAGAGUCUGCCCGCAAUGCAGGAGACUUGGGUUCAAUCCCUGAGUCAGGAAGAUCCCCUGGAGAAGGGAAGGGCAACCUGCACCAAUAUUCUUGCCUGGAAAAUCCCAUGGACAGAGGAGACUGGCGGGCCACAGUCCAUGGGGUCGCAAAAAGCUGGGACACGACUGAGCGACUAACACUUCCACUUUGUGAAUGAAGCAAACAGGACCUGACCGUAGACAGACUUGUGCCUGUUUCAUUUGUUGCAUCUGCUUGGCCAUCAGAGGACAGUGGUCCAUUCCUUUACCAGAAUUCUACAUCUGCACACUGUACUUCUACUGGAUGGGCAGCCUCUAAAAGGCUAACAAUAUGCACCUUUCUGCUUUACAUCAUGUCCUGAACAGCUUGACUGCUGUUACUUAUCCAUCGCAGUAUCUGCCCUACUUGGCAUCUGAUAGUGUCAAUCAUUAUUUAUUAAAUACUUGAUGUAGCACUGGAAUAAUCAGGAGUAAUUAGCAAAUGUGUGCAAGUUAAGUACUGCUGAAGUUUGCUUUGGGGGUGCAGAAUACAAGUCUUGUGAAAUUUAGAGCACUCUUUUAGUAGACUAGAAAUCAAGGCCCAUAUCACUGAGUGCCUUAAAUGUCUCAGGUAUUGGGAAUAAAUAUGAAUACAACAGCAACAAAAUAAGGUUAUGAUUUAAACUGUUGCCAAAGCAUUUGUAAGUUUGCUAAUUGGACAUCCUUGGCAUGUUUAAACCUUUCCUGUUCCAGGUUUAGUUUCAUUUCCCCUUAUUUGCUUCCUCUGUGGCUCAGCUGGUAAAGAAUCCGCGUGCAAUGCGGGAGACCUGGGUUCGAUCCCUGGGUUGGGAGGAUCCCCUGGAGAAGGGAAAGGCUACCCACUCCAGUAUUCUGGCCUGGAGAAUUCCAUGGACUGUAGUCCAUGGGGUCGCAAAGAGUUGGACACAACCGAGCGACUUUCACUUCACUUCACUUCCCCUUAUUUACUGAUGAAAGUACACAUCUGGUGGUCAGUUUCUAGAAAGUAGCCAUUUAGUAUUUAAUUAGUUCACUUAGCAAACAUUUAUUGAGUACCCAUUAUGUACUGGGUCCUUUGCAAGGGAUAUAUACAGAUGCGUAAGGCUGUCUCUGCUGUUAAUGGAGCUUAGGCCAGAUGAUUUCCUCUUAAAUGAAAAAGUAUUCAAAGGCACUAGGGAAAAAAACAGGUAUGUACAAGUUUGCUGUCCAAGUGGUUCCCUCUUAAAGAACAAGUUCAAGUUUUUAGACCAGUGGUUCCCAUUAGUUACAUAGUAUUGAAAUUAAUACUUUAUGUAAAACAAAAUAUUUUUAUUUUUAGAAGAUUUAAAUUGAAGAAUAGGCACUAGAUGGCCAAGGUUCAAGUACUCUGAUAAAGGUCAUAAGAGCAUUGAUACCUGAGAUUCACCUGGUCUGGAAUUAUGCCAUAGGCUGUUUGAGUUAGAACACUGUUCUGAACCUAGCAUGCAUCAGAAUCCCCUGGAGGCCUUGUUAAAACAGACUGCUAGGCCCCAUGCCCCACCCCCAGUUUCUGAUUUUGGUCUUGAAUGUCCCAUUUCUGGUAACUUGCCAGAUGAUGCUGAUGCUUCUGUUCCAGAGACCACACUUUGCGAGCCACUGAACUGAAAUACAGGUUAGGCAGGAAUAAAAUGUCUUAAGAGAAAUAUUACUAUGUUUUAAGAUACUGUGAAGAAUGUGGAGGCGAAGCAAACCCUUACCAGGGCUAUUAUGCAUGGAAUGUGCACCUGACCCAAACCCAUGUCCUUUGAGUAAAUCACUAAGGAAGGACACACUGCAUUAAAGUACAAUACAAACAGGGCCUGGCUUCAUUGCUCGUUAUUAGGUGUGGUGUGUACACAGAACUUUAGUAAACAUCAUGUGGCUUUAAAUCUCUCUUCUGAACUGAAGUGACUAUUUGUGAUGAUUUUCUUACUUGAAAUGAUGACAAGCAGGCUUACAACAGAGUGAAAAUUAAAAACUCUUUAUCUAAGCCACC